UGCCCAGACCCGCAGCUCCUUUGCUUUGCUCGUCCCAUUCAUCCGUCCCUUUUUUUCUCAUUGAGGCCCUCCCAACCAUCGUCUCCGGCGCUCGGCCUUUUUGCUUUCUUGCUCUUUCUUGCCCUACCGCCCGCCUCACAUUUUUGUUCUCCCAUUCCCUCGUUUCUUUCGCCCUUCUUUUGUGUACCCAUCCACUGCCGGCAAGGUCGUCAAGCAAAGCACUAACAGACCGGUCACCACCCACGUCUGUCUGAGCAGCGACAAGUACAUUGGAGACUGGCAGAGCUGGCUGGACUCCAGUACUUUCGAGAGUAUUCAUUAACCUCUCGUCCUGCCUGGUCGACAUUUUGGGGAACGACGGACCGAACCUUGGCUGGAACGCACGAAGUGAGGCCAUCGUCCCGUUUGACACGCAACUCUCACCAGCGUUGGGGCCUUGCGCUACUUCGGACAAAACUCACAGACGUGGUCCGCUCCCCGAUUCGACCACACGCCGCAUCUUGUUGACCAAGCGUUCGUUUCUUGACUUCGGAUUUGCCAUCGUCGGCAAACAGAAGGACAACUCAACCGUCAUUUCAACACAUUUAGACACCACCGCCAGGGCGGCGAAGUGGUGUUUUUUCAGUUAGACCAGCAGAAUAGCGAUCGAUUACGCCGGGCGGACAAAAUGGCUCCUUCGCUGAACGCACAUUCGUCCUUCACCCGGCCCCGGACUGGGGAUCGCGAAGGCAGGCCGACUACCCGCGACCAGGGCGAUACCAACCUCAUAAUUCCGAGCCGUACCUCCUCGUUGCACUCGAGGAUCACACAGCCGAUUCCGUCCUCGCUGAAUGUCAAGCCGCAACAGAGGACACCCAAAACCCUUACACAUGCCUACAUGGUUUGCGGUGUGGGCCGUGAGCCCUCGCAAUGGGUGAAGGCGCCCCCGCCAGCCCAGGGCAAGAUUGGUCACAUGAAGGGUGCAGUUGGACAGUUUUGGCUCCCCGAGAUCCUCGGUAGCAGCCCAAGAUUGGAGCAGGACAACGAGAUCGCUAGGUCUCUGCACGCCGCGAUGAGAGCCUGCUUCCCUCACGAUGUCGAGAUUUGCACUGGUCGCAGCCAGCCCCACUGUGUUCACCACGCCUUCGUUCUCCAGCAGGAUUCCUCUCACACACUCUACGGUAUUUGCCUUAAGGUGUGGUCGCGAGCCGAUGAGAAGAGGGCCGAGACAAUCAGGGAGCUGAGGAAACGGACGGAGUCUGAUUUUUACGACAACCCGGACGAGACAUACUGGAUCCCGUACUGUCUUUCGUUCCUUUCCCGCUACCCUCUUUACAAUCUUUUGGGAGACUACCUAAGGGGUAUGUGGAUCCACUGGAACAAGGCCACAAACUUGUUCCAUGCCGAAGAGGUUUCUCGAAUCCUCAGCUUCCCCGCGCCGAGGCUUAACGACCUGGUACGGAUCGACAUGAAGGAUUACGCCCUCUGCUACCAAUUCCCUUCGUCUCCCACUGGAUUCCAAAACUUCGCCAUGUGGCCUCUCUUCUCCUGCCUCUCAAUUCCGAACAUUGUCGGUGUCAUUGAAGCCGCCAUAUCUCCCACUCGCCGCAUAAUCUUUGUCAGCCACUACCCAGCGAUGCUUACCAUGGCUGCGGAGACGGUGCGCUACUGCGUCCGUGUUUACGAGUGGAGCGGUCUGUACGUUCCUAUGGUUCACGCUCGGCACGCAAAGGAGCUCGUGCAAGAACCGGGCCCGUACAUUCUCGGUGUUACCGCGGAGUGCAGGUCCCUUUUUACCGCCCCUACCGACGCCCUGGUAGUAGACCUCGACCGCAACUUCGUUCUUACCUCUAGCCCCCCUACCGCCUUGAACCCCAACCAGCGCAACAAGUUUGUGACCCGCCUGACACAGGCGCUGAACGGCGAUGUUACUCCGUCGGGCGCUCCCGCUCAUUUGCGGUCAGCAUACGGUGGAGGCAAGCUGGUGCCAGCCGGUCAAAUAAUAGUCAUGCGCGGCGAGGUUGAAUCUAUCCAAGACCCUGAGUGGUGGAACCAGGACGCUGUUAUGGCUGUCAUGGAUCACGUCUGCGAGAAGAUGGGCCGGAACACUGGCAUCAAGGCUGUUUUCGGUGGUGCAGUUAAGAAGCCUCUGAUGACCAAGGUGUCGAUGAGACACCUCAACGAGAUUGUUCGUGAGAGGAAUCAGUACUCCAGGGACGCUCUGGAGGCCUGGCAAGACUUCAUCAACCUUAAGGGACGCAUGGACACUGAGCUUGCCAAGGUCACUAAGCGCAACAACUACCUCAAUGAGGAGCUGGACAGCUGGAAGCAGCAGUUCACCAAGUUCCAGGCCUUCGCCGAGCAGCUCACCAAAGAAACUCAGGAUCUCAAGGUCAAGAUUGAGGGCCACAAGAGGGAAAACCGCCGCCUGGCAACGCUCAUCGACCAGCAGAAGGACGACGCCGCUCGCAUGUCGGUCCGUCUUACCGGCACCGAGAAGCAGCGCGACGACGCUCUCGAGGCUCUCGUGCUUCAGCAAGAGAUUGCCGAGGAGCUCGAGCGUGAGCGCAAGCGCAACAAGAAGGAGCUUGCAGCCCUACAACACACCAACCACACCAUCACCAGGCAGCGCGACGAUGCCCGCCGCGUGGUGUUGCACCUGCGCAGCCUUAUCGGUGGCCAGAGUCAUCAUCUGGAGCAUCUCGUCGGCUCUCUUACCAAGCCAGAGAACGACAACGAUCUCGCGCACGAGGUGGAGGCUGGCUACGAGGAUGAUACUCAGGAUAUGGAGAGCAAGCACCACAACAGCAAGCGCUUUUCUUCCUCAAGCUUCUCUGAUGUGGCUGACCGUCACCUUAAAGACAAGACGGAUGCUAUUGCACACAUCAUACGAAACAUCGCGGAGCAGUGCCAGGCUGCUGUAGAGGGCCUGGCCCUUGCUCACGACGCCGAGAUCGAGGAUGGCUCCGAUUCGGGCCACCAUUCGGCCCACCAUUCGAGCAGCUACCGCCGCGGCAGCGGCCUGUCGGUCGCCGGCAGCGAUGCCGGCACCCACAGCGAGGUUGGCGACGACAUCAGCGUCCGCCUGCGCCCAUCGUCGGGCCGCACGUCGAGCAUCCCGCCGACGCCGGACUUGAUUCCCAACAGGUCGAGCACUGCUCUCUCCAUGGCCUCGACUACCAUGACCACCCCCGAGCGGUCCUCCCAGCAGUACAUGAUCGGCCACGACAUCCCGACAAAGAUUGUAGAGGAUGACGAGGAUUUGGACAACGGUCCAUCUGCAAGCGAAUCCGAGACGGUCAACAUGCCCGCCCACACAACCAGUAGGGUCCUUGGCAAGCACACCGAGAGCCUGCUUCACAGGCCUUCCGGGGCUCGCAUCAGCGCGCUUGGGGGCACCCGUUAAUGCAACGGAUUUGUAACGACCUCUUGCUUUGCCUGAUGCUGGGCGCGGAUUCUUGCCUACAUGCCAUAUGUCGUAAUUUUUACUAUCUUUGGUCAUUGUUUAUUCCCCAUAUUAAAUAGUUCCUAUGUCUUUACUGGCGUUGAUGUUUUCCUCUGUCUCUCUUAAUUAUCUACUACUGGCUUUUGCACAGUAUUAUCGGUUUUCUCCUUGACAGCUUCAAUCAGCUCGAGAUUAAACCCUGCCAUACCAAUCUUUCUCUUCUUGUCUCUAUGUUCCCUUUUAUUUGCGUCUUCUUUCACGAAAAAGAACGUCGCGUGGCUUUGUGUGGUUAUUUGUGCUGGGGGAGUGUGACUUACUUUGCAGACUACGUUCCACUCCGCACUUCUCUUUUCCUAUCUUUGCUUCUAAAGAUGAUGCGGCCAUGUUUCGAUAGCCUGCGCGAAUUGGUGGUAUUUUGUGGCAAUUUUGUCUGAAUCUCAUGUCAGUAUCGUUGUAUGAGCGUGAUCGCUAUAUUCAAGAAAUCUUUUUUGUUUCUCAUCCUGCUCGAUCCUACCUACAACCGCCGAAGCUUUAUGCCUAUGGGACACGACAGUUUCCUAGCUUUUUACUGUCGGUGUUUCUUGAUACAUGCUCAUCGCGCCUGUUAAGUUCCGCAUUGACUUGUGGCGUGCGCAUUUCAUGAGCGAGCCAAACUAUUUCCCGCAUAGGUACUUUCACCUAUUUUGUGGACUGCUUGAAACUAGCAUACUGAGAUUACUGCCAGGCAGGAAUUAAAACACCGCUGUCAGGUAUCUAGUACCGGUUUGGUUAUAUAAAAGAGAGUAUCCC
This is a messenger RNA of Pyricularia oryzae 70-15, 4213 nucleotides long. Its product is annotated as DENN domain-containing protein. Lineage: Eukaryota; Fungi; Ascomycota; Sordariomycetes; Magnaporthales; Pyriculariaceae. Gene Ontology annotation, biological process: regulation of Rab protein signal transduction. The coding region runs from base 668 to 3385 and encodes 905 amino acids. Gene Ontology annotation, cellular component: cytoplasmic vesicle. The record is from RefSeq and is a predicted model, not a curated record. The transcript has 4 exons.